This is a messenger RNA of Botrytis porri, 1800 nucleotides long. RefSeq lists its product as uncharacterized. The coding region runs from base 1 to 1800 and encodes 599 amino acids. The record is from RefSeq and is a predicted model, not a curated record. NCBI's taxonomy places the organism in Eukaryota, Fungi, Ascomycota, Leotiomycetes, Helotiales, Sclerotiniaceae. Gene Ontology annotation, molecular function: protein binding. The transcript has 7 exons.
AUGGUACCUUCUAAAGCAAUUCAGGACCUAGUCACCAUCCUACGCCACGACUUUACUGUCGAAUUGAACGCUUCAUUAGCUUCGUUGCCACCUCAACAAUCCACUUAUCUGAAGAUACAUGCUGAGAUCUGCAUCGAUCCAUCUGUGCCACAGGAUGAACUUGGGGGACGCAAGUCCCAACCAAUUUAUUUAGGCUCAAUUUCUCUAGAUCGAACAGAAGCACAAGGAUGUUUAAACCAACAAUGCACAAUACCUGUGUCUACAUGUCCUCCUCUGUUGCCUAACCAUACGAUAAUGGAGGGGGAUGAAUCAUCCCACAAAGUGCCCGAGCUGCCCAGCAUUCACCAAACUUCCUCCCUUGAGAAAAGGCGGAAGACUAUUGGAGGACUAACGAUAAAAAGAGGCGCCUGUGAUGAGAUGCCAGAUGACUCUAGUAUAUCAUCCCAGACAGGCAGCUCAACUAGACAAUUGCAGACAGAGUCUCGAGUGUUCCCUCAGAGAAAGAAGAGGAAUGACCAUGGCAUUCAUCAACUGCAGCCAUCCUCGGUUGAAAAGUUCGUUGCUGGAGUAUGGAAACAGAUAUACAGUAACGUUGAGCUUGCCCCAAUUUUGCUAGACAGUGACUGUGUACCAAUAAUCGCACGUGGCGGGCCUAAUAUUGAGACUUUUCGAGCCAUUAACUCGCUUUGUUUAAAAAUCACAACAGUAACACGCCGUUGUCGCUCCUUGGAAACGAUUAUUCAAGCUCAUUGGGUUGACUGCUUUGAUUAUCGAGUCAAAGAAAUCGGAAUCCAGAACCCAUUUUUAUCUAACACAGAGACCAAGAUGCUUGCUCUCCGGGAGGCUUGUGCAAUCCUCAAGUGGUCAGAAAAAGAGCUGAGGAACAGACUAGCAAUCUGGCGAGGAUACAGAGAAAUCAAGGAUGCAGGUGGCUGGGCCUGCUUGGCCUUUGCUGGCUCCGGAAUUUAUAGAUUCUGCAAAUAUCGUGUAGGAUUCGAAAAGAAUCUCACAACAAGGCUCGAACGACUUCAAUCUAGCCUAGAAGUAGCAGCCGAUACAAUACAUCCCGAAUGGCGCAAACUCUUAAAAUUCAUAGGCAUAGAAUCUCAAUCGGCAUAUACUGGACAUCCACAUGACUGGGUUGUCUGCGACACAGCGAAACCUGUUACGCUCAAAUCCACCUACACACAGUGGGACCCGGAUUUUGAGUUUUCGCACAUUGAGGAGUCCGUAAUAGAUGAAGCUGCUUGGGGUAAUGAAGAUCCGCGUAUGGUGGAUAAUUCUAGUACGGUAUCUUGCCAUGAAUGCGGAUGCUUGCAAUCGAAUAACUCUUCUGUCAAUGAAUGCCGCUGUUUUCCAGAGUUGUUUGGGUGCUGCAAGGCACCACCUCCUGUACAGGUUUUUCGUACUCCACGGGGAAUGAACAACGGCAUUAUCGCACGCAGCGAAUUUGCUCGCGGUUCGGCAAUUGGCGAAUUCGUAGGACUGGUUACCAAGGGAUUGGAAGGUAAAGAUGUAAUGCAGAGCAAGAGCACCGAGAAUCAGUACCAAAUAUACCAAGGACGAAUGGGUAACUACACACGCUUUGUCAACCAUUCAUGCGCGCCGAAUAGCCAAUUCCAGAAAUUUUACUGGCUGGGAAUUGAACGUAUUGUCUUGGUCUCUAAAAGAAUUGAAGCUGGAGAGGAGAUUACGGUAGACUACUCACAUGAGUAUUGGAAGGGCCUCGACAAAGAUUGUCUGUGCGGAGAGUUGUGUUGCCGGUACGUGAGAAGGCGAGCACGUCCAUCUGCCACUUGA